AUAGGUCAUAUAGCUCCCCUCCCAUUUGGUACAAUCCAUGCGUCAUUGUUUACAACAAAAUGGCACAUGCCAAGUAUUUCUUUCUCCAUAUUCAAACUGGAUGAAUGCGCUUUAAAUAACGAAAACGAAACUAACUACCGAGCUGAAAUAGUAGUUCUAUGUCGGUUUGACCUCAGGAUCACACUCACAGCAUGGCAUUUCAAAUGUCAACUCUCUCUUCGCGUAUCAGAGCCAUUGGUCCACUUUCCCGCUGUCGUAGUGGUGACUUUCAUACUAGUGAUAUCGUUGUGUGCUCCAAAUUUAGAAACAUUUUCGGUGUUGCAAAUCGUCAGGUGUAUUCGCUGGUGCGAAGUGGGCAGAGUUCGGCGAACUCCAGCCCUGCAAAGUGCAAGGCCAUUCUGAAACCAGGGGGUAUUCACAUUGCAAACCGUGUGGAGAAGUUUUCAACAACUACAUCUGCCGCGAAGUCGUUUGAGUCGUUUCAGGGGCAUAACAAGGCCUCGACCUCCGGGGGAAAGUACGGUUCGUUGUACCGGAUCGCCCUCGCCGCGCUUGGGGUGACGACCGCGGUGGUGUCCCUGCACGCAAGUGCCCAUCUCGCCAUGGCGGAGGGGUCGGAGCGGCUAAACCUCGACUCAGCCAAAGGCGACUGGAACGAGGUGAAGGAUGCCUUGCUCCAUAUGAGUCAGGAGGAGAGAAGGAAGCACUACAGGACUACCUACCUGUCCCUGGACGAGGUGCCUGUGUGGACCGCUAAGUCACUAGUGGACACAGGAGGUGUUCAUCUCUGUCUCCAAGGUGAUUCAGUCAAGGGGACCAACUUCAAGAGGAACGAAGCUCUGGACAAGAAGAUCUCCCUGUUCAGCGGUGACAUCACCAAACUGGAGAUUGAUGGGAUCGUCAAUGCAGCCAACAAGACCCUGUUGGGGGGAGGAGGAGUGGAUGGUGCGAUCCACCGUACGGCCGGUCCCCUCCUGAGGUCCGAGUGUGCUGAGCUUCGAGGGUGUGAGACGGGAGAGGCUAAGAUUACGGGGGGCUAUGGCCUGCCUGCCAAGUAUGUGAUCCACACAGUGGGGCCCAUAGCGAUGGGGGAAGUGGGGGAGGAGGAGAGGAGCCGCCUCAGGGACUGCUACCAUCACAGCCUGGAGAAGGCCACCGACACCAAGCUACGCACUGUGGCGUUCCCUUGCAUCUCCACUGGAAUCUACGGAUACCCACCUGAGCAGGCUGUGCAUGUCGCAUUGGACACUGUCAGAAAGUACCUGGAUGAACACCAUGAGAAGCUGGACAGAGUGAUCUUCUGUGUGUUCCUGCCCACUGAUAAGGAGCUCUACCUGAAAAACCUCCCUCUGUACUUCCCUCCCGCCUGCUGAUCAGAGCGCCCUGUUCGAACACAGGCUCACCUGUGAAGAGUAAACUCUGAAAGAGUGACGUGUGGUGUUGUUGCUGUGGGUUGUGCAAUAAUGCUGCUCACUACAUGCAAGAUCUUCCUCCUCUUCAUCUCUCCUCCCCCCCCCGCCUCUGCACUAGAGAAGACCGGGAUGCAUAUCUAAACGUCUUGACGCUGGAUGAAUUUCUAUAACCGAAUAAACUGCUUUAUUAUCAAUGAAAACAGGCUUUUGACCAAACUUAUCUGAAGAGCUGUAUGUACAUGUGUGUUUGAAUAAUUAAAUGUUGGGGGACUUU
Messenger RNA from Coregonus clupeaformis (lake whitefish), 1686 nucleotides. It is a transcript of the gene macrod1, whose product is annotated as mono-ADP ribosylhydrolase 1. The coding region runs from base 192 to 1373 and encodes 393 amino acids. Gene Ontology annotation, biological process: purine nucleoside metabolic process; DNA damage response; peptidyl-glutamate ADP-deribosylation. NCBI's taxonomy places the organism in Eukaryota, Metazoa, Chordata, Actinopteri, Salmoniformes, Salmonidae. The record is from RefSeq and is a predicted model, not a curated record. Gene Ontology annotation, molecular function: ADP-ribosylglutamate-[protein] hydrolase activity. The transcript is spliced from 11 exons. Gene Ontology annotation, cellular component: nucleoplasm.